CAUUUUGGUGGAACACGAUAAACAUUUUAGAAAAAUGUAAUCUUGACAUUCUCACAAGAGUAAUUUGAAUAAAUAUCGAUCGCGUCCAUUUUAAAAUUGUACUUAUGGAUAUGGGGAAAACAUGUCUCUCUUAUUUUCCAAGAAUGACUAUUAGUCCAUCACCUGAUUUAAAAGAAGAUUUACUAAAUAAAAGAAUUCCUAUUAAAGGAGUUAUUCACGAUAAGAAUAAUUCCUUAACACCCAAAUCACGAACUGAAAAUAAAGAUAUUAAAGUAUUGCCUAAUUUACCAUCCUAUCUUCAUCAAAAAGUUUUUUCAUAUCAAUAUGAUAUGGUAUCCGUUUUUUCAAUUCAAGGAAAAAGAGCAACAAUGGAAGAUAAAUUCAGGGUAGUCCAACAAAAAUCACCAUUCCCUAUUCUUAUAUUUGGUGUAUUUGAUGGUCAUGGAGGAAGUUUUGCUGUAGAAUAUGUUGAAUCAAAAUUAAUUCCAAAUAUACUCAAUGCAAUGAAUCAUUACAUAAAAAAGAUGCACCCUAAACAUGAUAUUACCACAUCAAAUAAAGAUAAUAAUAAUAACCAAAAAUCUCAACAGAUAUUCCUUAAUUCUACAGAACGUUCUGUUAUGUACAAUAGAAUAUUAAGUCAAGAAAUUCUAACAUUAGAUAAAGCAUUAUUACAGAAAGCUGAUUACAUGAAUAACAAUUCUGGCACCACGUGUUUAUUGGGCAUUUUGUUUGCGGGCGAUCUCGUUCUGGCCAAUACGGGGGACUGUCGAGCCAUUAUGUACGAUUCCAAAGGCAGGACUCUUCAAUUGACGGUCGAUCACAAACCCCAAAACACUUGCGAAAGAGAGAGGAUUAGAAGGGCGGGAGGAUUCGUUACUCUUAGUCAAGCUGGCAUUUGGAGGCUGAAUGGAAUAUUGUCGGUGUCCAGGGGUUUCGGUGACCUGUCUCUCAAACGAUAUAACAAUGUUAUCACGGCUAAACCGGAUAUUCACAUUUAUCCCAUGCUCAAAUCAUUUGGCUCUUCAGACACAUUAAAAUUGAAGGAUCACGACUCGUCAUCGUCUUACACCAAAUACAACUCAGAUGAAGUUAGACUUCAGCCAGAUUUUUUGGUUCUAGCCUCCGACGGCUUAUGGAACAGUAUGGGUAACGUCGAAGUCACUCAUUUCUUAAUUUCUUCUUCGCCUCAUUCUAGCCGUCAGAAUCCUAAUGAAUCUUCUUCCAUUCAUAAAUCUGUAUUGAAUCAUAGUAUAGGCGCUAUUCCACCUUGCGAAGAACCAGACUUUGGGGCUAGAGCUCUGGCCCUUAAAGCGCUUAAGUUGGGUAGUACGGAUAACGUAACCGUUUUGAUAGUCAAAUUCAAGCCCCCUUUGUCUAAUGUAGUCAACCCUAAUAAUAUCGACGCAAAAGCUAGGAGUAACAAGUUUACGAUGAAACCUUAUGAUUACCUUAAAACUACCCUUCAGCGAGAUACCGAUAAACAUGGCGAGGUUGAUAAAAAUCACGCUUAUCUGAACAAUUUUUCGGAAACCUCACCAUCACAGCUAGAAAAUGGGGCCGAGGGUGGACGGGUUAGUAUAAAAAUACGUGAUAUUGGCGAUUUCGAAAGAUCCCCUCCGUUUAUUUAUCAUCACCCUAGGAGGUCUAAUUCUAACCACAGCUUCUCCGAAAAUACCAACAACGCCUCUAACAUAAAUCUGUUAGAUAAAACUAUCAUCGAUCAACCCUCUCUACCAGAAUCCAACAUGGUAAAUAAGAGUUACUUGGAUACCAAAAGGCGCCCCCUCUUGAUAUCUGGGCGCAGCUUUACUCCUCCCCUCAUUUACAACCCGAACAGGACUAUAGUCGGUGGGAGGUCAGUGGUGGAUAAUAGUGAUAUCAACCGAUUGAAGUACACGAAACAAGGCUCAGUUGUCAUACCGGUUCAUUAUACCUCCACCAGACCAGUCAAUAUAACGACGACAGGAGCGAAUAAUAUCCUGGAUCGCGAUAGACUCGAUAGGAGUUUAAAUAAACCCAGUUACGGCGAGAACCCAAAUAGCAAACAUAAUAUCCCCAACGAGAUGAAACGUGAUUUUCGUGAUGCUAGCGCUGGUGUAAAGACCUGUACUAGUCAUAUCAAUUAUCAAAAUUCUUCCCUUAUAUAAAUUAAUUAUUUCUUCAUGCAAAAAAAAAACCGAAACCUUAUAUUCUAGUCUGAUUAAAAUUUAAACCAUAUUUUAUAAUUUUUAUAAAUUCAAAAUUGUUUGACAGGUUGAUCAAUGCAAUGCACUUAAAAUUUUAUUUAUAUUUAAAAAAGGAUAAAGAAUAGAUAUUAUUUAUAAAUUUAUUUUAUAUUUAUUAUUUAUAUAUGGAAUUUAUAAAAAAAUAUAUUUAUAUAAAGUCGACCUUAUUUACAUCAUAAUAUUACAAUUAAUGGUUAAUAGCGUAUUUUACGUUCUCUCGGUGUUAUCCCUCACUCCAUUGAUAAGAGAAUAUAUUUUUUAUAUUAAAACUCUAGCACACAAUUCUCUCCUACCUAGCUAAGGCAGCUAACGCCGAGAGGACGUUCGUCAUUUACCUGAUUAAUAACUUAUUUAUUUCUUUAUCGAAUAUAUAACAUAAUUUUUUUUUAUAAAGCAACGCAUAAUUUUUAUAGCCUAAACGUUUUAUUUAUUUUUUGGCAAAUUUUAGUUUUUUUAAAAAAAUAUAGAUAAGUUUAUCAAAAUUAUUUAUUAUUUCAGCUUCUUUUUAUUAGCUAUAUUUUAUGUAUAUUUUGUUAAUUAGAUAAUUAUUAGAUUUAUAAUUCACAUAUUAUAUACAAAAUUUUAUUUUAAAUUUAUAAAUUACAUCCACGCUUACUUCCCAAUUUCU
This is a messenger RNA of Gordionus sp. m RMFG-2023, 2856 nucleotides long. RefSeq lists its product as uncharacterized. Gene Ontology annotation, biological process: peptidyl-threonine dephosphorylation. The coding region runs from base 105 to 2150 and encodes 681 amino acids. The record is from RefSeq and is a predicted model, not a curated record. Gene Ontology annotation, molecular function: protein serine/threonine phosphatase activity; cation binding. Lineage: Eukaryota; Metazoa; Nematomorpha; Gordioida; Chordodea; Parachordodidae. The transcript has 5 exons.